GCAAUUACGCGUAACAACAAACACUGACAGCCAAUCACCACGCGGACGCUUCAACAAAGUCUGGAGUUUAGCAAAAACUGAGUUUGAAGUUGCAAUUGUUUGUGGAUAUCAAUCAGAUCCAUGUCACCAAUAUCAUCAUGGCUGAUGCGCAGGAAAGCACGAGGAGCCACAAUGAUUUAAAGAAUGAAGAUGGAUAUGAAGUCUCCAUCCCAUUUGAGGACAGCAACCCAGAUGACUCCGGUUUAUGUCAUCAAAAUGACCAAACCUUUGAUGAUUCGGCCUUGAGCCACAUUCCUCCUUGCAGCCCGUAUCUUCUGAUUUCCAGUCUUCGAGCACAGCUGCAGAUUUCUUUGGAAAAGAACUCCUGGCUCCAGAAGCGCAUUGAAGAUCUGGAGGAGGAGAGGGACUUUCUACGCUGCCAGCUUGACAGAUUCAUUUUCAGCACCAGGAGCCAGGAGAGGAAUGAACCUCAGUUUGAGCAAGUAGAGCAGCUCACCAAACAGAAGUCCAUCACACGGAGGGUAUCCACACCUUCUUCAACCCCCAUGAUGACACGCUCUGGUCAUGUCCUAACAUGCAACCAGAAGCGCAGCAGAAAAAGCAGUGUGGAAGCAGAAGAGGAGGUGAUAGAGGAGGAAGAGUAUAUAGAGGAGGACGGCUACUUGGAAGAAGAGCAGAUUGUUACAGAUGAUGGCGAUGAUUCAGAUGGUAAAAGUUCACGGAAGGGCCGUUCGGGUAGACAGAAUGGCCAGACGAGGGUAAAAAGAAGACGAGUUUUUCGUAUCGCUCGGACCACGGAGAGACAAAGAGUUAAAGACCCCACAGGUGUUUUGCUUCGCUACAAGAAGAUCCUUGUAACCUAUCAGAAGUUAAAGAGCAUGUCUAGAGCGUUCCAGGCCCACGCGGUUGACCGCAACACUGUGGCCUCCACCACACCUAUCGCAGAGUUGCUCCUGGUUGUCCCUGAGAAGAUUGCAGAGGUUGGUGAAUUUGAUUCGACCAAGGAGAAGCUUCUGGAUUACGCGAGGCGCUGCUAUAAAGCUCUUGACGAGGCUUCUCACGCAAAGGUGCAGGCCUUGAAGAAGAGCAACCUACUGCUGCCCAUUUCAUACAGGUUCAGACACUGAAUUUUCAACAACGUAUUCCUUAUGUGAGGAGGAGUUGCAAGGUAUUGGUUUGGAAAAUAUGGAGUCGGCUAAGAAACUUAAUGGGAUGUUUUUGUCUUUUCUUUUUUUCUCUACCUCAGCUCUAGAAAUACUCAUUUUACAGUAAAAAAAUGAAAUCCCUAUUUGUGUCAGUUUUUGGUUAUGGUAAUUCUACAGUAAUGACACAAGAAACAUUAAUAUUGUUAAUGCUUUAACUGUAAAUGGGUUACUGACAGUUCAAUACAUAUUUAUAAUGUUUACCAGACAUUUUGGAAAUGUGUGAAGUUUGUCCUAGGACUUUAAGUAAUUACAUUAUGGAAUACAGAGCGAGUCCAGCAAUGUGUAAGAUAAAAAGUAAUUCACUGUAUUUUUGACUGGUGACGCAACUUUAUUAUUUUAUAUGAUUAUGUUACUCUAAAGUAGAAAUUGUUUAUUACCUCUCUCCUUAAAUGAAUUGUCAACAAAUGAUCAACUGUUACCUGAUUAUUUGAUUGGUUGUUGAAAUCAUAUGACCACAUUUAUAUGUUUUGAGAUGGUAGGAAGGUAUGGUCUUUUUUGAAGAUAUGACUUGAAGAAAUAAAGUCCUCAAU
Molecule: messenger RNA, 1735 nt
Organism: Triplophysa dalaica
Lineage: Eukaryota; Metazoa; Chordata; Actinopteri; Cypriniformes; Nemacheilidae
Gene: ccdc106b
Product: coiled-coil domain containing 106b
Exons: 7
Coding region: 138-1127 (329 amino acids)
Cellular component (GO): nucleoplasm
Source: RefSeq, a predicted model, not a curated record